Ornithodoros turicata is the source of this 2210-nucleotide messenger RNA. Its product is annotated as neprilysin-2-like. Gene Ontology annotation, cellular component: plasma membrane. Gene Ontology annotation, biological process: protein processing. The transcript has 2 exons. Bases 165 to 2060 code for a protein of 631 amino acids. Gene Ontology annotation, molecular function: metalloendopeptidase activity. The record is from RefSeq and is a predicted model, not a curated record. Lineage: Eukaryota; Metazoa; Arthropoda; Arachnida; Ixodida; Argasidae.
AGUUCGUCCAUACGAAUGCGACAUUUGAUUGUCAAAUCACGCGCUGUCUCGUGGUGUUGUCCCACUCGCUUUCGCAUUAUACAUUCUCGAAGAGAUGCUUUUGAGCCAUGUUGCAUUACCAUAAUGCUCCUGUCCUACCGCUGCGGUAAUGACAAUAUAGGGGGAUGGAUCAACCUGAUGCUUCUGACACAGCACUGGCCACACCGGGAACGGUGUACUGUCUGUUCACGACAUCUCCUUGUGCUCUGUCCGUUCUUGUGCUCCUUCUGGGCGCUGUGGGCAUCAUCGUAUUUUCCGUUUUCUUCGAACCCAAAGACCUGCAAACCACCGACUGCAACUCAAUGUCUUGCCGCCGACUAUCAGCCGUGCUACGCAGAGGCCUCACUUCCAAUACUACUCCUUGCGAUGACUUCUACCAGUUCGUCUGCGGUGCUAAGGGCGACGUCCCUGUCGAGACCAACUUCUUCUCAACUGUUCGAGAUGUCAUUUCUCAUGGGAACGUCUCGAAGAGCCGUGACUCUGUUUUGCGAAAGAGUGCCGCAUUGUACCAGGCGUGCCUGAACGUCAGACGCCAUGCUGGAAGGGAUGCCAGACGCUUGCUGCAGUUCUUAAAGCAAAAACGACUUCGACUGAUGGUGGACUCUGAUGUCGACCCAUUGGAAGCUGCCUUGACACUUGACCUUCGAUACGGCAUUAAGACAUUAUUCGAUAUGAAGGUUCAGGGCGGAUUGCUCGUAGUACAGAAGAGAUCAGAUCUCGAUGCCUGGAUUGAAGAAAAGAACAUAAUGGUUGUCAAGAACACUUACAUGUCCUAUAUGGAAAACGCAUUCAAGGUUAUGGACGUGAACGAUCGCGUUCAGGCGAGCGCCUUGGUGGACUCCGUCCUGACGACCGAGGACCUCGUCCUUACUCUUCACUCCAAGACUGCGCCAGGAGACAGACUGAGGAAGGUAUUUCUUAGCAAUGUGACGAAUUCACGUUUCUUGAGACAAGACCAGUGGAAGGCGUACCUUUCCAAGAACUUCGAACGUGUCGUUCUCUCUGGACAACCGAUGCAGAAAUACCUUGAAGCCAUUUUUGCGCAGGUACCUUUGUCCUCGCUCACGCUGUAUGUCAUAUGGGAGGUCGUGCGUCAAUUUGGACCUUUCUUCGACGUAAGGCUUAUACAGCCCGACGAAAUCCUUGCGGUUACUGAAGGUCGCUGUUUCAGAACGGUCCUGCAGUUCAUGGAAGUACCUGCCGUGGCGUCAAUACUUGCCGAGCACGUGACCGUGAAGUCUAUCGAGUCGGCGCAGACAAUGGCUGUUGCGGUUCUCAAGUCUCUGUCGCAGGCGUCGAAGUGGUCCUGGUUGGAAGACGUGUCCGUCAGUAUCGCGAAUCCCGAGAAGAUCGUCUUCGCUGCGGAUCUUCAAGGCACGUUGAGCGUCAUCGGAGACGUCCAUGCAGCCUUCGGGACUGUCUACCUUCGAGCACUUGCCUCUAUGCGCCAGAAGGACUUGGAUAUUCUCGAUGGUGCGAAAGAUGGACCGACAAUAACUGAACUGCUCGGCGUCGACGUCUUCUACAAGCACAGUGACAGUGUCAUGGAAAUCCCGACAUCUCUCCUGCUACCACCGUACUUCGCGGUGGACGGUCCGAAAGCCUUGAACUUUGCCGGCCUCGGAGCGAUCAUCGUCCGGGGUGUAAUGCGAAGGCUACUGCGCGGUCGGAUCAACGCAUCAUUGACGUCUUGCCUGAAGCGAACGGCUGGAGAAGAACUGACUAGCGACGUCCUUGCGAACUCUAUCUAUCUGGACGCCUUAUUUGGGGCGUUUCGAACGACUAUCCCAAGCGUACGGCUUCUAGAAGGCACAGGGUCGCAUUGGCAGGAAGCAUUGUUCUUCAUCGCGUUCUGUCGCCCAUGGUGUCUUGCAGAUGACGCGGCUCCGUUGUCGUGUAAUCUCCCUGUGAUGAAUUCCGUAGAGUUUGCGCAUGCAUUCGACUGCCCUGAGGGUUCGCCGAUGGCCCCAAUAUACAGGUGCUCAGGAAAAAGCGCGCAGCCUUCCCUGGUGCCCCAUUAGAUCUUUCGAAUCUUUAUGCACCGUAUAGCGCGUGUCCUUAUAAGCGAAUGUAUUUUAGAUGGCGCUGAAGUAACAAAUAGUGUUCCCAUAUAUAGAAAUCGCAGCAUGGUAAUUGCUUCCCUGGAAAUAAAUGUCUUGUUCAUACUGACA